This is a messenger RNA of Caenorhabditis sp. 36 PRJEB53466, 682 nucleotides long. The record is from the annotation of a GenBank genome assembly. NCBI's taxonomy places the organism in Eukaryota, Metazoa, Nematoda, Chromadorea, Rhabditida, Rhabditidae.
AUGGCUGUGGGCGAGCAGCAGUGGGUGCGACGGUGCAAACGUGAGCCACUUCUUCUGACACGUGGCAAUGGCGACAUUUGAUUCCAUUUCAGGUUCUUCCGACUUCUUGAAUAGCGUGUCAUCGGCAAAGGCAAACAAUCACGGUAAUCUCGCUCAAAAAUGUCAUGCCUUUUUUUUUCAAAAAUGUACUUGAACUUAUCACAACAUCAACAAAACUUGUCCUCUCUACCGCACGUUAACUACUAUUACCAUUCACACAUCCAAAUGAUCCAGUUAGUCUUCUGUCUGUUUGACCGACAAACUUUGGUUGUUCGCAUGAGUGCCGACAGAUUAACCGAUCAAACUAAUGUGUUUGAGGCUGCUCCAAAAACGUCUGGCUAGCCAUGGAUCGUGCUUCGAAGUGCCCCCAACUGAACGGACUGGGCAACUCGGUGCCGAUUGCGGAAGCGUCCAUUCAGCCGAGACUCUACGGGAGGAGUGGAAUAUACAGUGCAAACUGCGAAUACAUGGCACGAUCCACUUUCUGAUGGCAUUCUUUUAUUUCUUUCAGGUGAUUGUUGUGAAGAGAAAGGGAUGCAUUCUUCUGGACACCGACAGUAUUCAGUUCAAGUGCCGCAACAAUUCAAUCUUUCACAACGGGCAUGAAGUGAGCAGCUUUGUUUGCGCGGAAAGCGUUUAUUAA